AUGGGUGUGGAACUAAAAUGGACGGACCUGAACCGUGAAACAUCUCGUGUGCCAAACAUCACCCCUGGAGUGUCAAGAAGAUUGGAGAAAUUCGAGUUUGAUGAAAUUAAGGCAAAGGAACUGGUUGGCCAACCGGACAUUCAAUCCGAAAGGGAACUGACUGAACGCGCAUCUAAGGAAAGUGAAGAGGCAGAGAAACUGGUUGGCCAACAGGACGUUCAACCGGCCGAAAGUGAACUGACUAAAGGCGCAUCUAAGAAGAGUGAAGAGGCAGAGAAACUGGUUAGCCAACAGGACAUUCAAUCCGAAAGUGAACAGGCCAAAGGCGCAUCUGAGGAGAUUGAAGGUUUGGACGUCCUUGUAAACAUAUCUGGACCAGCUGAAUUGAUGAAACAGAUUCAACAACCGCAUGGUGAAGUAAAGAAAAGGUCUAGCGAAGUCCAAGCAUCACGUGAGGAAUUUGGUGAUGUUUCAGAGACAGAAAAACUAGUUGGCCAACGGGGCAUUCAACCCGAAAGUGAACUGACUAAAAGUACAUCUAACGAGAGUGAAGAAGCACAACAAGAACGGUAUCAUAGAAUCAUAGAAAAAACCAAAGAGUUCGAAGCUCUUCGCAAGGAAUGCAUCAGGGUGUUGCCAUACGCAGACGAAAGCGGUCAGGUGUCCGUUGAACUCUACGUGUUCUGUGGCAAUAGCCGCAUACCAACAGAGUUAGAUGCAGCUGCUCAAGAGUGCUUUAAAGGGAUGAGUGUGGCGCUAAAAUGGACGAAUCUGUACAAAAAAGAAUCUGAUGUGCCAAACACCACCUCUGGAAUGUCAGAAACAUUGCAGGGACGCAAGGUUGAUGAAAUUAAUAGGAUCAUAGACACUUUUCUACCCACAUUCAGCCAGCAUCGUAACAUCACUGCAGUGUACCCUUCCUUCAAAGUAACAAAGUCGAAGCAAACAGGUACGCCUUGCAUCAUGAUUAAUGUUGUUGGCAAAGGUCGCAUCCCAAUCAGCGAGUCAGAGAUUCCAAAGUUUGUUGAUAGUUACCCAGUAGACAUCGUGGAGGGAUUUUGGAUUGAAACAUGUAAUCUACCUAAUCCAAAUAAGCUACAAGAAGAGAUGGAUCGCCUUCGUUUGGGAGCAAGCAUUAGCAUCGAAGGGGCCGAUGCUGGGAGCUUAGGUGCAAUUUUGAGAGAUUAUGAUAGUGGCAAAUUCUAUUUACUCUCUUGUAAUCAUGUGAUUGGAACCGGCGAGAAAAAUGAAAUAUUCCACCCUGGGCGGCUCCACUACUUGAAGUUGUUAAAACAUUAUCUAGCCAAAUAUAAAACAUAUUUGAAUAGUAUAAUUGGUGUCAAAACAAGUCUUACUCUCAGUGGUGAGAAGCCACCUGAAUUAAAGUUGUUAGAAGAAUUUAGGCAGCUGCAAAAAGAUUCAGAUGAAGUCAACUACAGUAAAUUGCCUCGAUCCAUGAAAUUCAGUAGAGAUUAUGAAGAUUUUAUUAGGUGUGCACAAAAAUUGGAAGAACUUUUCAAACACCCGCCAAGGGUUGUAGCGGACCUUUCCGUUAGUUUCUCCGGCAAUGUGUGCGUUUCCGAUCAACGAGAGUAUGGUAUCGAUGCUGGAGUUGCUGAGUUGAGAGAAGAAGAAGUAAAAGCCCUCAGCGGAAAUUCUUUAAUCGAAAUGAUUGGCACUACAGAUUACCCAAGCGGUAACGUUAUGAUGUCGAAUGGAGUCCUAGGUAAUGUGAGUACAUGGUGUAAGAGUGGCAGUGCCACUGGAUACACUUCGGUAAAAAGUUAUCUUGAGCUUGUUCAUGUAAAUUUAAAACAUUUCCCUAACCAGGAGCUUGUGGUGCAUCUUGACCUCCAAAAAAAUGAAAUUUCUCGAACACGUAAACAUGUACAGUGGCGAAAAUGCUUAAGCCUUAAAAAAUCCUCAAAAGAAAAAGAAUUAUUCGCCGGCGAGGGUGAUUCUGGGGCAGUGGUUUUUAAAAAAUGUCAGGGAGCGGAGUCCAUGUCAGGGAUUGGCAUUGUUAGUGGUGGUCAUUAUGAGGCCCGCCCCCACGGGAUUGAGCAUUGUGGCACCUUUGUAUCACCGUUAGAUAUUUCUCUCAAAAUAUUGUCCCUUUCACUGAAAAAAAAAUUUUUUUAGUUAACUAUGUUUGAGGUUUUCUUCUAGAUUUAUCUAGAACUCACGGACCUCAAUUCACAGUUUGAAUUUAAACUUUUCCAACAACUUGCAUUUCUUAUAUAACUUCUAUUAUAAAGAAAGAAAAAUGCACGGUCAUGAUAUCAAUCAAUAUUUUUAAUCCUUAAACUUUUAGUCAGUAAUUAGGGACCGUAAGCUGUCAAGACAGCAAAGCAUCUCCCAUGGUGGCCUGAUAGAUUCAGUCGUGAUUUUGUUUAUGUAAUGAAGUGGAAUUGAGUUCGGAAGUUUGUAGGUUGGUUGUAUUUUCCAAGGCAAGUAAUAUGAAAUUAACUCUAAGGAAGCAUUUUAUAUAAAUAUUUUUAGCAUUUUGUGUACCAGUACAUGAGGAACAAGCACAAAACUUUCCAGA
Stylophora pistillata is the source of this 2545-nucleotide messenger RNA. RefSeq lists its product as uncharacterized. The record is from RefSeq and is a predicted model, not a curated record. Lineage: Eukaryota; Metazoa; Cnidaria; Anthozoa; Scleractinia; Pocilloporidae.